AUGUCAGAUUUUGAUAAGUAUACUACCCCCUUAUCUUCUCGUUAUGCUUCUGAAGAAAUGUCUGCUGUUUUCUCAUUGAGAAACAGAUUCUCAACUUGGAGAAAGUUAUGGUUGAAUUUGGCUAUUGCAGAACAAGAGUUGGGUUUGACUGUCAUAUCUGAUGAAGCAAUUGAACAAAUGCGUAAUAAUUUAACUAUUACAGAUGAAGAAAUUGCAAAGGCUUCUGUUCAAGAAGCAAUUGUCAGACACGAUGUCAUGGCCCAUGUUCAUACUUUUGGUGAAACUUGUCCUGCAGCUGCUGGUGUCAUUCACUUGGGUGCUACUUCUUGUUAUGUUACCGACAAUGCCGAUUUGAUCUUUUUAAGAGAUGCUUAUGAUAUUAUCAUUCCAAAAUUAGUCAAUGUUAUCGACAGGUUAGCCAAGUUUGCUUCCGAAUAUAAAGACCUACCAGUUCUAGGUUGGACUCAUUUCCAACCUGCUCAAUUAACCACUAUGGGUAAGCGUGCUACCUUAUGGAUUCAAGAAUUACUAUGGGAUUUAAGAAAUUUUGUUAGAGCAAGAAAUGAUAUUGGUCUAAGAGGUGUCAAAGGUACCACAGGUACUCAAGCUUCCUUUUUAGCCUUAUUCCAUGGUGACGAUGACAAAGUCGAAGCUUUAGACAAGAGAGUUGUCGAAUUACUGGGUUUUGAUACUGUUUAUCCAGUUACUGGUCAAACUUAUUCAAGAAAAAUUGAUAUUGAUGUUUUGGCCCCAUUAUCUUCAUUUGCUGCUACAGCACAUAAGAUGGCCACUGAUAUAAGAUUAUUAGCCAACUUAAAAGAAGUUGAAGAGCCUUUUGAAAAGUCUCAAAUUGGUUCUUCUGCUAUGGCCUACAAGAGAAAUCCAAUGCGUUGUGAACGUGUUUGUUCAUUAGCAAGACAUCUAGGUUCUUUAUUCAGUGAUGCUGUACAAACUGCAUCUGUUCAAUGGUUUGAAAGAACCCUAGAUGAUUCUGCCAUCAGAAGAAUUUCUUUACCUGGUGCUUUCUUAACUGCCGAUAUAUUGUUAUCAACCCUAUUAAACAUUUCGUCUGGUUUGGUUGUUUACCCUAAGGUUAUUGAAAGAAGAAUUAAGAGUGAGCUACCAUUCAUGGCAACUGAAAAUAUCAUUAUGGCCAUGGUAGAAACUGGUGCUUCUAGACAAGAAGUUCACGAAGCAAUUAGAGUUUUAUCUCAUCAAGCUGCUGAAGUUGUUAAAGUACACGGUGGUGAUAACGAUUUAAUAGAGCGUAUCAAAGGCGACAGCUUCUUCGAACCUAUUUGGGGUAAAUUAGAUGCAUUAUUAGAACCUUCUACUUUUGUUGGUAGAGCUCCAAGACAAGUUGAAAAUUUCAUCAACAAAGAUGUCAAGAAUGCUUUGGAACCAUUCCAAAAAUAUAUUAAUGAUCAAGAAGUUAAAUUAAACGUUUAA
Vanderwaltozyma polyspora DSM 70294 is the source of this 1449-nucleotide messenger RNA. It is a transcript of the gene ADE13, whose product is annotated as adenylosuccinase ADE13. The coding region runs from base 1 to 1449 and encodes 482 amino acids. Gene Ontology annotation, molecular function: N6-(1,2-dicarboxyethyl)AMP AMP-lyase (fumarate-forming) activity; (S)-2-(5-amino-1-(5-phospho-D-ribosyl)imidazole-4-carboxamido) succinate lyase (fumarate-forming) activity. NCBI's taxonomy places the organism in Eukaryota, Fungi, Ascomycota, Saccharomycetes, Saccharomycetales, Saccharomycetaceae. Gene Ontology annotation, biological process: 'de novo' AMP biosynthetic process. Gene Ontology annotation, cellular component: cytosol. The transcript has a single exon. The record is from RefSeq and is a predicted model, not a curated record.